Messenger RNA from Cottoperca gobio, 2540 nucleotides. It is a transcript of the gene khdc4, whose product is annotated as KH domain containing 4, pre-mRNA splicing factor. Gene Ontology annotation, molecular function: RNA binding. Lineage: Eukaryota; Metazoa; Chordata; Actinopteri; Perciformes; Bovichtidae. Gene Ontology annotation, cellular component: nucleus. The transcript is spliced from 14 exons. The record is from RefSeq and is a predicted model, not a curated record. The coding region runs from base 146 to 1957 and encodes 603 amino acids.
AGCAAACAACAUUAUCCGGAGGCGGAAACAGCGAGGUACGCAGGAGUGGCUAGCAACCAGCGCAGCCUACUGUGCAGAGGUCCAGGGAGGUUUUUCCACCUUUAUUUUAACAUUGAGAGGAACAUUCCCGUUUGACAGGAUAUUGAUGUCAUUUUGUGGAACCCAAAACGGCGGCCGCCGCAGCAAAUGGGACCAGCCCGGCCCCGGUCCUGGCUCGGGUGGGAUGGGGGAGGCAGAAGCUGCACCCACCGGGGCUCUGGAUGCUGCGGCUGCUGUGGCUGCCAAGAUCAAUGCUAUGUUGGUUGCUAAAGGCAAACUCAAACCCUCACAGAUAGGCAUCCCGGGACCUUCUGACAAGGCUGUAGGUGUCUGGAAACCUCCAAUGUCAACAAAGGCCAAAGAUGACCUGGUCGUCGCUGAGGUGGAGAUCAACGACGUCCCGAUCACCUGUCGGAAUCUGCUGACACGCGGACAAACGCAGGAUGAGAUCAGUAAAGUGAGCGGUGCUGCAGUUUCAACCAGAGGCCGUUACAUGGCAGCAGAUGAGAAGGGCAAAGCGCUACCAGGGGAUCGACCUCUGUAUCUGCAUGUCCAAGGACAGACUAGGGAGCUUGUCGACAGGGCAGUUAAUAGAAUCAAGGAGAUAAUAACCAAUGGUGUGGUGAAGGCUGCAACUGCCUCAUCUUCCUCUUCGCCGUUCUCCCCGAGUGGGGCUUCAGUCACAGUUUACCAGCAGCACAACCCACCUCCUCCUUCACUGCCCCCCAUGACACACCACAAACCACACUAUCAGUCUGGGAUGCAUUAUGUUCAAGACAAACUCUUUGUGGGCCUGGAGCACGCUAUCCCGGGGUUUGUGGUCAAAGAGCGGGUCGAGGGCCCUGGCUGUUCGUAUCUGCAGCACAUCCAGGCUGAGACUGGGGCCAAAGUCUUCCUUAGAGGGAAAGGAUCAGGCUGUUUAGAGCCUGCCUCUGGACGAGAGGCCUUUGAACCCAUGUACAUCUACAUAAGUCACCCUAAACCAGAAGGACUUGCAGCAGCAAAAACAUUGUGUGAGAACCUGCUUCAGACGGUCCAUGCAGAGUAUUCCCGCUUCCUCAACCAAAUGAGCUCCAUGAUGCCAACACAACAAGGCUUUGCACAGCCUCCAGUGGUGAAUGGGAUGCCUCCGCAGCCUCCUUACUACCCCCCUGCUGGAUACCAGCCAGGCUAUGCCAUGCCCGUACCACCACCUCAACCACAACCUGUCUCUCUACCUUACACUGUCCCACCCCCAUUACAUCCUGCAGGUGUGCCUCCUCAGUACUCCCUCCCCCCUACCCCCAUCCCUGCUCUCUCCCACACUCUUGCUCCAGCUGCUGCCAUGGCACCUCCUCCUGCUUCAGGCACGAUGCCACAGACUCUUCCUCCUGUACCUUUUCCUCCAUCAGCUGCAGCACCACCCAAAGUUCCACUUCCUGCCGCUUCAGUCAACCCACCACAGAAAAGACGCUUCACGGAGGAAGUCCCAGACGAGAGGAACAGCGGCCUACUUGGAUACCAGCAUGGACCCAUUCAUAUGACUAAUUUAGGUGCAGGCUUCCCAGUGGGCAGCCCAGAGACUACAGGACCCCCACCACAGAGUUCCUCUGGCCCACCGAGUGAGAGGGACAGUAGGCAGCUAAUGCCUCCACCUCUGCUGCCUGUGAAUGGAGUGAGACCCAAGAUGGAGGAGAGAAGGGCACCGCAAGGCCCCGUGGAGCCCACAGUGAAGAGAUUGAAAACUGGUUUGGUGGCGUACACCGGCGACUCCUCUGAUGAAGAGGAAGACCACUCAAUCUCCAAAGCCACUGGGCAAGGUAACCCUGGAGCAGUUCCCCCCUCAGGCUGGACACAGGGCUAUCGCUGCCCUCCUCCACCACCUCGUGCUAAAACACAGCCACAGCAGCAGUCUAUGCCUUUCUGGAUGGCACCAUAAAACAGGAAAAAACUCUCUCAGUGCUUUGUGCCGAGUCUUACAGGAUGUUCACCCAAACUGUCUUUUUCCACCACUCAUCAACCUUCAUCACGUGGAUGACCCGUAACAGCGACAUGUUGGUUGCAGCAUUAUUUUAGUACUUUAGUACUUGGGUCCAAAUGGACAUACUUAAGUUUUGGAAAAAAACGUUCUUUUGGUGCGCACAUUAUAGUUUGAAGAUGAACAUUUGCAGGACUGAUACUCAAAACUAUUUUGUGGAUGUAUAGAUGGUCAGAUGAGCGAUAAUCUGCCUCCAGUUUUAUUUGGAAAGAUUUGAAAACCGAUGCCAGGUGAAGUGUUUGAAUAUAGUUUCUUUGUAAAAUAAAUAAACAAUAUCACAAGGUGAUGUUGCACAUCACUGACCACUUUUCAUUUAUCCUUAGUACAGCUUUUUGUCACCUUUCCUUUCGCCCUGUCCAAGUCAGUGACACCAUCUCUUCCUAUUCUGGUCUUUUUGUACAGAUCAUAUUGGACUAAUAUGUAGUAAACCUAUUGAAUUUAUUUCAUGCUUUUGUGAAAUAAAUAAACUUAAUUUAUUGCCGUG